UCCUAAGGGGGUAACAGAGCACGGUUCUUUGUGUGUGAAUCCAAUAGGAAUCUGCAAGACGCCAUCAACUUGUCUUAGAAUGAGUGCCCCCUUUCCUCAGCUUUUGUCUGAUUCACCAUUAAAAAAGAAAAGCUUUUUAGCAAAGAUUCCACUGACAGGCAAGAGGCACGCGAUACAGUGACAGCCCCUGGGAAGCCUGAUUGGUCUGGGUGUGUACUGGUGUUACAAGCAAAACAGAGUGUCUUCUGUGAGCUCUGAAAACAGCAACAAGUGCUGGCCAGUUCAGCUCAGCUAUAGUCCCAUUGCCCAUGUGCCUCCACCAAAGCCCCCUUGCAUCACAAACUUCCUUGGAGCUGAGGGUCAGCAGCCUUUCUGGGUGUCACGUUGCUGAUGCUGGUAGUUUAUUUUAAGCUGUUACCUAAUUUUAUCCAGGAUUCUGCAUUCAACUUUAACAGGGAAGAAACAAGAAGCAGAUAUUAAGCACUUGGCUAUCUGCAUGAGUGAAUUCCUCUUGACUUCCAGAAAAAAAGGAGUCUCAUGCAUGAUGAAGAGCUGCAAAGUGUAAACAUCCAGAAUGCAUCUAGAAGACCAUUUAAACAGAUUUUUGGAAUUUCUACUCAAAAGAGGAAUUUUAAUAUUACUGUUCCACCAGAAAAUUAUUGCAGCUUGCCCAAAGAGCUGUCAGUGCUCUGACACUAACGGAGCCACAGUUGUUCACUGUAGCUCCAGAGACCUGGAAGAAAUCCCCAUACACCUCCCAAUGGACACAGUGUCCCUCAAACUGGAUGCCAAUAAGAUCAAACAAGUGCCAAACAAUGCAUUUAAGGACUUGAACUAUCUCCAAGAGUUGGACCUGUCUAGGAAUUCGAUUGAGAAAAUAGAGUUGGCAGCUUUUAAAGGGGUGUCAGAGGGUCUAAAGCUUUUGGAUUUAUCUGGAAAUCAGAUUCACAGUAUUCCUAAGGAAGCCUUGGCUAAACUUAAAGCCAAAAUCCGUCUUUCCAAUAACCCGUGGCACUGUGAUUGCAGUCUUCAAGAGAUGCUGAGGGAAAUCAUAUUAGACCCAAACACAGUUAAUGAAAUUUUAUGCAAGACAUCUGUUCAUGAGAAAUAUAUUGGGAAGCCCUUGAUCCAGGUUUUAGACUCUGGCAUAAACUUUUGCAACAUUCAUAACAAAACCACUGAUAUUGCUAUGUUUAUUACCAUGUUUGGUUGGUUUGCAAUGGUGAUAACCUAUGUAGUGUACUAUGUGCGGCACAACCAAGAAGAUGCUAGGCGGCACCUGGAGUACCUCAAGUCAUUGCCCAGUACACAGUUAGCCAAAGACUUUGAUACUAUCAGUACUGUGCUUUAAAAAUGGAUAAUUACCUGGGCAGCGAAACAUUCAGUUUUAAAGGGAAACUAUUGUGAAAAUUAAAAUGUAAUAUAGGCUGUAUCAUAAUGAAAUACGAAGCUUUCUAAAUACAAUCAAUUAAAAAUUCUGCAUCAUUUCUGAAAUAAUCAAGUUUAUUUUUACUAUCCCUCUCUCAGCAUCUGUUUCUCUUCAAGCAGAAGUGGGUGUCCGAUUUUCAUUGAUAGAUCCAAUAUAUUUUAUAGGGGAGCUUACUUAAAAAACAGAUUCCAGUAAAAACAAAAUCUAACAAAG
This is a messenger RNA of Xenopus laevis (African clawed frog), 1642 nucleotides long. It is a transcript of the gene lrrc3.L, whose product is annotated as leucine rich repeat containing 3 L homeolog. The transcript has 2 exons. Gene Ontology annotation, cellular component: membrane; plasma membrane. NCBI's taxonomy places the organism in Eukaryota, Metazoa, Chordata, Amphibia, Anura, Pipidae. The record is from RefSeq and is a predicted model, not a curated record. Bases 575 to 1351 code for a protein of 258 amino acids.